AUGUCCACUCCUCAAGAAACCAAAGCCCCUGAACCCACUUUUGUUCAAGCCAAGCCUUACAAAGUUGAUCUCGAACCUGGAAAGCACAGAGAAGCAGGUCUUUUCAAACCCAAGAAGAUCACUGUAGAUGAAGCCAAGACUUAUUACUUAUGUGGAUGCAAAUAUACCCAUAACGAACAAGGUUUCUGUGAUGGUACUCAUCGUAAAGAAGAAGGCAUCAAGAAAUACAAUGAAUUUUUGCUCAAGGCCAACAGUAAGCUCAAGACAGAAUACCAACAUGUCCUUGAUGCUCAAAACGAAUUACAAGCUCAAUUGCAUGCUUCUCAACGUAAGCAAAAGAUUGCCAAUGUCAUUGCUGGAUUGUCUGCUGCUUUAGUCGUCGUUGGCCUUGCUAUGAAAUACAAGAAAUAA
Gilbertella persicaria is the source of this 411-nucleotide messenger RNA. RefSeq lists its product as uncharacterized. The transcript has 2 exons. The record is from RefSeq and is a predicted model, not a curated record. The coding region runs from base 1 to 411 and encodes 136 amino acids. NCBI's taxonomy places the organism in Eukaryota, Fungi, Mucoromycota, Mucoromycetes, Mucorales, Choanephoraceae.